AUGACGAAGCAACUAUUAAGUAAGAUCGACCUCGGUGGUCUAGGCUCGCUGCAGAACCGGAUAGUAAUGGCAGCUUUGACGCGUGCACGUGCCAAUAAUCCUGAACAUGAGGCAAAUGAUCUCAUGGCUGAAUACUAUGCCCAGCGUAGUGGGUGUGGUAUCAUUCUGACAGAGGGUACGCACAUCUCACCCGGUGCCAUUGGCUGGGUCGAUGCUGCCGGUAUUUGGACUGAGGGGCAGGUCGAGUCGUGGAGGAAAGUACUAAGCAAGACUCGCGAAGCGGGUGAUGCUAAAGUCGUGAUGCAGUUAUGGCAUCAAGGAAGACAAAGUCACCCAGAGGUAGUAGAGGGUUCCAUGGGCGUGAUUGCACCAUCGGCGAUCAGAGUGGAAGGUCAGAUGCACCUCCGCAAUGAAAAGGCUGACUACGGAAUGCCCCGAGCGCUCACAUUGGAGGAAAUCCCUAAAAUAGUGGAAGAAUACCGCCAUGCGGCAGCUAUGGCUAAGAAAGCAGGAUUCGAUGGGGUACAAAUACACAGCGCAAAUGGCUAUUUGAUCGACACGUUCCUUCAAUCUUGCUCUAACCACCGAGAGGAUAGCUACGGCGGUUCUGUCGAGAAUAGAAUACGUUUCAUGGACGAGGUUAUCAAAGCGGUGCUUCAAGAAUGGCCGGCCGAUAAGGUUGGUAUCAAAUUGUCGCCCAACGGAAUUUUCGGUGGUAUGGGUAGCGAAGAUAACCUGGAGACUUUCGAUGCUGCGAUCAAGAAAAUUGCCGAGCAUAAGCUGGUCUUCAUCGAGCUUAUAGACGGACUUAACUUCGGCUUCCACAAGAAAACUGAACCAUACACUCUGGAGCGGGCUCAAACGCAAGUCAAGAGUGUACAAGGGAAUGAUCCCGUCACGCAUCUCAUUGGUAACUGCGGCUACACUCAAGAGUCCGGCGAGAUGGCCAUUGCCGACGGAAAUGCGUCUCUGAUCUCCUACGGACGACUAUACAUGACGAAUCCCGAUCUCCCAAUGCGAUUCAAAAACAACGCUGAGUUAGUUACAGAGCAAAAUCCCAAAACUUGGAUGACACAUGGGCAAGGCGCUAACGGGUACACCGAUUACGAGGCUUUAUUCGCUCACGAUGGUACCGAUUUGAGAAAAAAGAAAAGCAUUACUGACGAAACGGCAUAGGGGGCGGCGGAGCACACAGUGAAUCAUUCCAAGAUCUUACUGUAGGAAAAACAUAUUUCAAUCGUGGCAAUUAUGCUAAGAAUUUAACCAAGUCUAACAUCUUUAAACUUGCACCAUUAAAGGCCAAAACAGUAAAAACAUUCCGAGAUCCAAUAACUAAGG
Molecule: messenger RNA, 1338 nt
Organism: Sphaeroforma arctica JP610
Lineage: Eukaryota; Ichthyosporea; Ichthyophonida
Exons: 7
Coding region: 1-1176 (391 amino acids)
Molecular function (GO): oxidoreductase activity; FMN binding
Source: RefSeq, a predicted model, not a curated record